This is a messenger RNA of Ostertagia ostertagi, 660 nucleotides long. Lineage: Eukaryota; Metazoa; Nematoda; Chromadorea; Rhabditida; Trichostrongylidae. The record is from the annotation of a GenBank genome assembly.
AUGGAACCUCCACAGUUGCAAUUCGAGCAACCACUCCAAGACAUCGAAGUUCAACAAGGAGACUCGAUCACACUCUUCUGCAGUGUUUUCGGAGCACCUCAGGCAGCCAUCAAGUGGUUACAUCGGGGACGAGUUGUUGCCGCGUACACAGCGCCAUCAGUGGAAUCCGCAGUGCACGCAACUCGCAUCGCAAGUGGAUUGAUCGAGACCAAACUCUUCGUGCCGUGCGUGACUCGACACUCCCUCGGUGAAUACACCUGCGAAGCAACAUCGCCUUGCGGCGAAGUGAUCUCAUCGACAGCUGUUGUCGGUCUUUCCAAUUCAUUCAGAGGUGCUAAACCAUCAUGCAAUGUGACCCGCAAAGCGAUUCCGCCGACAAUCGCAGUCUCAACAGUGUCACGGCUCGAGUUGGCCGGCUCUCCGGUCCAGCUGAUGUGCCGAGCGACUGGAGUGCCAAAGCCAAAAGUCGUCUGGCAACGAAUAACUGACGACGAUGAGCUUGAAGAAAUCAACAGCGAAUCAAAUAUGGUGCUCUCGAACGGUGACCUCUUGGUAGUAGCAGACCUUCAGGUGGCUACCGAAUCCUAUCGAUGCACGGCGAGAAAUCCGAGCGGGACCGCUUCAGCUGAUAGUACGAUAGUGUUUGUUGACGAGAAUUGA